AUGGUUGAUGGAAUGGUUACAGAAUAUUUAUAUAUUAAUCGUGGUGUCCCUCAAGGUACUGUUUUAGGCCCAGUUCUUUUCUCAAUAAUGGUUGAUGAUAUUAAAACUGCUGAUCCUAUUAAUGCGUUAGUCAAAUUUGCUGACGAUUUGACGUUAGGAGUGCCUGGCAACGAAAGUGGUGACACAUCUCGAUCUGAAGCUGCCUGUUUACAGGAUUGGGCGGAAGAGAAUAGAAUGCCCUUAAACUUGGAAAAAACGUACGAAAUGGUUGUUCGCAGACACACCUCUGUGGUUUUGCCCGAGCUUAUCCCUUCAAUUAAGCGAAAAACAUGGCUAAAGCUUUUAGGAGUUACUCUACAAGAUAACCCGUGCAACUGGGAUUUGCACUUUGAAGAAAUGCUCAAAAAAGCAAGUGGACGAAUGUACAUUAUGAGAGUUUGCAAAUACUAUGGACUAUCAAUUAAACAAUUGGAUCUGCUGUUUGAUAGCCUAAUUAUGUCGAUAUUCACUUUUGCUAUUGAGCUGUGGGGUUGUGCAUACGACGGUAAAUAUUUGAACCAAAUAGAUAAAUUCAUUAAACGUGCACAUAAGAAUGGUUAUAUAUCAAAACGAACACACAUGAAAGAAAUACGUGAUAAGAGAGAUAAGAAACUGUGGAACAAAAUAACAUCAACUGAGGACAAUGCACUGCUUGAACUGCUGCCGGAAAAAAGAAGUAGGUUACUUAGGCCUAGAGGGCAUGAGUAUGAAAUCCCCCUAGUGAGAACAGAAAGAUUCAAAAGGUCGUUCAUAAAUCGUUGUCUGUAUAACUUUGUUUAG
Paramuricea clavata is the source of this 819-nucleotide messenger RNA. NCBI's taxonomy places the organism in Eukaryota, Metazoa, Cnidaria, Anthozoa, Malacalcyonacea, Plexauridae. The record is from the annotation of a GenBank genome assembly.